UUCAUUUUGGUUUCUUAAGCUAUGCAAUCCAACUACAUUUUCCACUUUCGUGUUCCAACUUUGGUAUUCUAGUCAACAAUCACAAGCAGUACAUCUUUGUUGAAUGUUUGGUCAAUUUAAUACUGAAGUUGAUCAUUAACUUCCUCUUUUUCUGCAUCGAUGGUUGGAGCAUUAGGAGCUUAAAUUCGAAUGAUUGUAAUAUUAAAGGGUUGUCCACAAGUCUAAUCAAUAUUAUUCGUCCAUUGAUUGCUUUGUAGACAAGUAGUGUUCUUGCUAUACCCUUUCUAAACAUAAAAGCAACUAUGUUUCUUCUUUGUUUUUCACGUCUUGAGCAAUAAAGUGUGAUUUUCUGAUAUCAGAAAAUGUCUGAUAUCAAUCUGUCUCAAUUCACUGAUGCCUAAGAUAUCAAUUUGUAGUUGUUUCAUUUCAUCUUUCACUGUGUUGAGCAUUCAUGCUUCUUAUGUUCCAUGAUCCUACUUGUAAUUCUAUCUAUGCAGCUUCAACCUUUCUUUCCCCAUAUGCCACCAUUAACAACUAGACAUACUGAGGCUUUAAUCUAGAUACAUCAUAAAUACCAUUAGUACCCUGAUGGAUCCUUGUUUCUUCCUCAGUAGCAUGUCAAGUGCCAUUCAACUGAGAUACCAACAUCCGGCACCAUAUCAUCAGUCAUUUUAUAUUUUCCGUUCAUAUGGUUUUCUUGGUAAAAUAUAAGAAUGGGUUACCAUUACCUUCUCCCAUGCAGUAUAAGUUAAUGCUUUUGCCAUUGUCACUAAAGUGAUCAUCUGCCUCCAGCAUCUUUCUAUGUUGCUGUUGCCCAGGGUAGGUGGCUGCACACUUUUUCUGGACAGCUUGAAUGACCUUUACACCUUGGGUGACCCUGCUGGGAAUACAUAUUCUUGGCAUACACACCCAAUGUUCUUCAUGCAUUCCUCACAUAAACAUCCCCUCUACUAUGAUAAGGUAGCAGGACUUGGGGUGGUGGAAUUAGUGGCUACUCUGAAAAGAUAUUCUUAUGUCUGUUUAGAAUGGAUAUAUUUAACACUCUGUACAGUCAUACCUCUAGACUGCCAAUAUGCAAACAAGUCAUUAAUCAUGAUAAAUCUUGGCAAUUAGUUGAGAUAAUUUCUUGCUAUUUGAUUAGGGUAACUUUUAACUUGAGUUAGACUUGAAUUGUCAAUGCCUAGAUUUAGUUUUUCUUUCCAAUGCAAUGAUGACUGAGUCAGAUAUAAAGCAGAUUAGGCAUAUAUGGCUGCAAGAAGAGACAGAAGAAAGAACAAAUGUUUGGCUGAAUUAUUUUUUUAUUCAGCAACGUUUAUUUUUUCAUACCAGACAGUUGUUCAGCAGAACCUUUCAACAUGAACAGUACUGACAAUGUGAUUGGUGGCAUUUGUGCAAUAUGUGGGGACCGAGCAACUGGCAAGCAUUAUGGUGCCUCUAGUUGUGAUGGAUGCAAAGGUUUCUUCCGACGCAGCAUACGAAAGAGCCAUGUUUACAGCUGCAGAUUUAGCCGGCAAUGUAUUGUUGAUAAGGACAAGAGAAAUCAGUGCAGAUACUGUCGCUUAAAAAAGUGCUUUCGUGCUGGGAUGAAGAAGGAAGCUGUUCAAAAUGAACGGGACCGAAUAAGUACCAGGCGAAGCACCUCUGAUGGCAGUGCUCCUCCUUCUAUUAACACACUGUUCCAGGCUGAAGUGCUUUCUCGUCAGAUUCCUCUUUCAAGUUUAAACCUUGGCACUACUGACAUCAGUGAUAAGAAAAUUGCGGGUGUUAGUGAUGUUUGUGAAUCUAUGAAGCAACAGCUCUUGGUUCUUGUAGAGUGGGCAAAAUAUAUUCCAGCUUUCUGUGAACUACGGCUGGAUGACCAGGUUGCCCUGUUAAGAGCACAUGCUGGAGAACAUCUUUUACUUGGAGCAGCAAAAAGGUCUAUGGCUUACAAAGACAUCAUUCUUUUAGGUAAUGAUUUUGUCAUCCAUCGCAACAGUUCUGAAACUGAGAUUAGCAGAGUAGCAAACCGGAUCCUGGAUGAGCUCAUUAAGCCAUUUCAGGAAAUUCAGAUUGAUGAUAAUGAAUAUGCAUGCCUAAAGGCGAUUGUAUUUUUUGAUCCAGAUGCAAAGGGGCUGAAUAACCCAAUGAAGGUCAGGAACAUGAGAUUUCAGGCUCAAAUGAGUUUGGAGGAUUACAUCAAUGACCACCAGUAUGACUCUAGAGGUCGCUUUGGAGAACUCCUGUUGCUUCUGCCUACAGUCCAGAGUAUCACCUGGCAAAUGAUUGAGCAAAUACAAUUUGUAAAACUGUUUGGUAUGGUUAAAAUUGACAGUUUACUUCAAGAAAUGUUGCUUGGAGGUACAUUUAAUGAUGCUACUAAUAUCCACCCAAUUCAUCCUCAUCUAGCCCAGGAUCCAGUUACUGGGCAAACUCUGCUUAUAAGUUCAGUAAUAGCUUCUGCUCAUACAGAGCAGAUAGCAACUCCUGAAACUCCACUACCUUCACCUCCACAAGGCUCUGGCCCAGAAUACAAGAUAUCUCCAAACCAAGUUACAGUUAUUUCACAGCAAUCUCUUCCAAAACAAAAAACAUUGUGAUAUUGAUCAACGGUUCUUUUAUAUUAUAAGCACUGCAUUAACAAUCUUGACAUUGGAAAACUCAGGGCAGAGAACUUUGAUCCAGAUACAAUAAAAAGAGCUUUGCUUAUGUUUGUUUUUCUUAUAAUUUUUGCUCAAUGCCUGAAUUGAGAUAUUGUGGAUGUUAAUAUUUGAAACUGUGCCUUCUUUGCAAUGUCUUUGAAAAUCACUGAAGAGCAUUAAUAUAUUGUUUCUUUAUAUCAUGUGUCAUCUUAACUGUUAAAAUUUUGUAACAGAAUGCAAAUCUAAUUUCAAUAGAAUUACUAGAUAAAAUAUAGAAAAAAGCAAAGCAAACAGUUUUAACAAUUUAUCUAAACAGUUAUUCCAUUUUCUUCAAUGCAGAACAGAGGUAAUUGCCAAAAUGUUUCCUACAAGGAUUGGCAUGAUGACUGUAUGUAUCAUUAAUGGAUACCUUGAACAUAAUAAUUCAGGGAUGGGUUGUUAUUACAGAAAAGGCUGUGACUGCUGGUACUUGUUAACCAAUGGAUCCAUGGAGCACUCAUUCCUAAGCAAAUGUACAGAGACUUGCAAGCUGUUGGGAAACAAACCUUUGUAACUGUGUGACUUGUGUUCUUCUGGUGGUCUCAUUCCACGACCUAACCUGAACUCAUCAAAUUUGGCUUCAAUGCCCAGCCAACACUUAUCAGAUACCAAUCAUUUUAAAUCCAUUCUGAACCCAAUGAGUAAUAUGAAUCUUCCUCAAUUUUAAGUCCUCUACCAAAGGCUUGGAAGUAUCAGGAUUCUGCACAGUAUAUUAGCUGUUUCUAGCAUUGUACUCUUCUACACAGAGAGCUCUGCUGGAACCCAUCUUAAAAAAUCAUAGCCCUGAGUGCUCCUAUCAUCAUCAUGACCAUUUUGACUUUUACUUUCCACAUCCUCUCUCUCCUUUGGGUCCUGGUACUUUUCUAUCUUCUCAUAUUCCUUCUUGAUGCUAGUGGCACUUGGCACUGCUAUAUAUUCCCACAAUCUUCUGUGGAAUCUCCCAUCUGGACUUAAAAGAGUCUAGUCCAUACACUGUGCAGAGACUCCAGUACACAAUGCCAGUUACUUGGUUGUGCUGCUCACUGUAUGCAUUUCCUACAUGCCACUUAUACCCUGCUAGUAUGUGUUGAAAUGUUUCUGAGGUCUCUUUCUCUACACAGUCUACACCUUGGGUCCUAUAUAGUGAGGUAGACAUGGCUUGUAGGGAUCUGGUACAUAGUGACUAUUCUUAUGCUUCUAAGAUCACUGCCAGUGCUAUAUUUUACUCCAGCCCUUCCCAGCCACCAGUAAGAUUUCCCAAUGUCUGCCACUUCAGAUACUUAUUGAUGAUAUAUCCCAUGCAGGGUCUUGAUUUACCAUGGCACUUCCUCUGCUUGAUCUUCCUCCCAUUCUGCUGCUGCCUUGGGCAUUCUUUUAGCAGCUCACCUUUGGGUGCCAUCUUACUGAUAUACUAAAGAGCCAUGGUGGCGCAGUGGUUAGAAUGCAGCAUUGCAGUCUAAUUUUGCUGACUGCCAGCUGUCAGCAGUUUGGCAGUUCAAUUCUUACUGGCUCUAAGUUGGCUGUAAAACACUGCAAAGUGGUAUAUACGUCUAAAUGCUUUUACUAUUGCUACAGGUCUUAUUCAGGACAGAGUCUUUGACUGUUUUUUACACACACACACACACACAAACACACCCAGACCCACUUUUAUAUGGUGUGACAUCCUGGUCAAUGACCACUAUAAAGAUAUUGACCUAUCUGAAAUGCAAUGAUUUUCUAGGAUGCCAAAAAGUUUCAGAAAUGAAAAACUUGUUAUUUUAGAACUCUUUUGUAUUAUUACCUAUUUUACACAAACCCUGUUUUAAAGAGUAUAUUGUAAUUUAUUGAGAAAUGAUUUAUUUUCUAAAUGUAGAAUUAUUUUUGUAUGCCUAAUUGUAUAAAAUCACAAUAACUGUUUCAAAUAGCAUUGUGUUAAGUUGUUUGAACGAUGAUGUAAUGUAUGAACAUAGGCUUGAGUAGCCAUGAAAUGGUUACCGCAAAUGUUUUUAGACUGACUGUUUUUCAUCAAUGCUCAAUAAACAUAUAUUGAAAACAUAUGAAUGUUAAA
Messenger RNA from Crotalus tigris (Tiger rattlesnake), 4686 nucleotides. Its product is annotated as hepatocyte nuclear factor 4-gamma-like. Gene Ontology annotation, biological process: cell differentiation; regulation of transcription by RNA polymerase II; anatomical structure development. Gene Ontology annotation, molecular function: zinc ion binding; RNA polymerase II cis-regulatory region sequence-specific DNA binding; nuclear receptor activity. The record is from RefSeq and is a predicted model, not a curated record. The coding region runs from base 1356 to 2579 and encodes 407 amino acids. The transcript has 10 exons. NCBI's taxonomy places the organism in Eukaryota, Metazoa, Chordata, Lepidosauria, Squamata, Viperidae.